Trichophyton verrucosum HKI 0517 is the source of this 1941-nucleotide messenger RNA. RefSeq lists its product as uncharacterized. The record is from RefSeq and is a predicted model, not a curated record. Lineage: Eukaryota; Fungi; Ascomycota; Eurotiomycetes; Onygenales; Arthrodermataceae. The transcript is spliced from 6 exons. Gene Ontology annotation, molecular function: protein binding. Bases 1 to 1941 code for a protein of 646 amino acids.
AUGUCUGACUUGUCUGCUCUUGAUAACGGGCUACGUGAAUUAGCGAGGAUCAUUCAACAAUAUCCUAAUGCUGAUAUCUCAGUUUGUUAUAACAGCCUGCCGGCAGAGAGCAAGGAACAUCUCAGUCGAUUCGCUAAGUUGUGCAAUAACACUGGCAAACCAUGUACCCGACCAAGACGGGAGGAUCAUCGUCUUCGAUCCAUCCUAGCAAUACAAGAAGUUGCGCUCUCCAUGAAUGUACAAUCUGCAAUUAUAACAUGGAGGAGCAAUAUAAACUUAUUACAUGGGAGCUCAGGUGGAAUCGUAUCGGCAAACAAUGAUAACCUGACCUCCAUCUACUGGAGAAAGGUGGACAGGUCUGAAUACAACGAGAUAGAGGUUAUACGUGAUAGAGUGGAUUCUCUAAUCCUAUAUCAUAUGGCUGUUUCAUCAAAACAUCAUACAGGAAGGAGUUGGACUAACGGUGGCCUUCAAGGGUUUACAAGCCAGAUUCUCUCACUUCCGGAGCGUGAUCAUACGUUUCUCGAGAAAGAAGAAAGAAUUCAGGAAUGGGUGGCUUCAGGACACAGCUACUGGGAGUGGGUUGAGUACCUGUACAACGCGGAGACCCAGGAAAUACGGGCAGAUUCCAGUCAUUAUAGGGAAGAUAGGCUGGGCUAUAUCAUAGUGCUACCUCAAUCCCGGGGUAUUCUAGAAUCAACAUAUACCUCGAGAGAACUGCGCAAAUCCCAGCGGAAGGAAGCAGCAAUGCACCUCCAAUUGGCGGGAAUUUACGAACUAGCAAGAACUUCGGGGGCCCUUGACGUUGGCCAGCGCAUACGAGACAGAUCUCUCCAAGGGCAAUUCCCGAUACUUUGUCCAGAGGAAAUGUUGACAACUCAAUCUCCUCCGGCUGAGUAUAAUAUUGAUACCUUGACGAGCAACGAAGCGCCGUAUUAUCAGGACAUACCUGAUAGAGAUUCCGUUUUGGCAGAGCUUGCUUUUGCAGAAGGUAUUGUGAUCGAAUCUACCUUUAACAAGAGUUCUACGCUAUCAUUUCAAAGACCGUAUGACUCACCUAUAUUCAUGGCGCUUCAAAAUGGAAACACGUUGGAAGUUUUAAACCUUCUGGGAACCAGACAGGCAUCUGUUCAUGAUGUCGACCCCUAUGGUUUGGGGAUUUUAUUUUAUGCGGCAUACUACUGUUGGAAAGGCAGCGGCAGUAACAUUGCGAUGGAAUUAUGUACGCAGUUGGUCUUAUUUGGCGCAAACACCAACUGGGAAGAUGAUAUUCAUAAUUGCCCUGUUGAAACCAUGAUUGACUCUGCGUUAGCCUCUGCAAUUUCUACAAAUGCAUUCUUUGCACCUCCAACGCACUGCCAACGAAUUGCUCAACUAUUCAAUACCAGUCCAGGUGAUUUAUGGGCCGAAUACCUGCAUAGUCGAGGUUUUACACCACUUCAUAAUGUUGUUUUGGGUAUCGAUACCAGCCAAUCAUUGGAGGAUUUUCUCGAUUUAUCUGCUCGAACCGGCACACUUGAAUUGAUGAUAAACCAAACAGAUUUUCAUUGCAGGACACCACUUAUAUGGGCUGUCGAAUUCGGGCUAGUUGAUGCAGUGCAAGCACUCCUAAAAUACGGUGCUAACCCUCGCCAAGGUAUACAAACUGAGAGGGGAGAGCUGCCGUUGCUACAUCUAUCUUUAGCGGGCCCACCCUCCCAGUUUUUAAACAUGAAUUUCCGUCUCAUUGUCAGCCUUUUAGCAACAGCGAAUGUUGAUAUCAACUUAAAAGAUCAUGAAGGGUGGACACCCUUACAUGUCGCGGCAUCAUGGGGCCAUGGCGAUCUCUGGGAAUUUCUAUGUCUUCCUGGAUUGGAUUGGAAUGCACUAACAAACGAUGGAGAAUCAGUGGAUGACCUGUCCCCAGACAAGAUGUUCAGCCACCAUCUGACGCUGCUUUAA